AUGGGUGCAGCGAGCUUUGAUGAAGAAUAUUCUUCUUUGGGAGAAACCGAAAAACAUGCCGAUGCUGACGUUGGUGUGAUUAUAAAGGAUAAAGUGUAUCCUUAUGUCCAGAAAAACCCAUUGGAUGUCAUCUCGCUUACCGGAUUUUAUUUGGGUGCCGUUGUGGGUUUAUCCUUAGGUCUCUUGCCCUUUACUUUUUUCAAGAAUUUCAACUUGUACCUGCUUGCAGUUGCAGUUUUCCAUUUUCUAGAGUUCUACAUCACAGCAAGAUACAAUCCCGGCAAAGUUACAUCAGAAUCGUAUCUGUUCAACAAUGGCAGAGCUUACGCUUAUUCGCAUAUGUUUGCGAUGACUGAAACUCUUAUUGAAUGCAUACUAUUCCCUAAUUGGAAAUCAAGCUUUUAUUCAAAGACCCAUUGUAUUGUAUCAUUGACCGGCUUGGUGCUAAUAUUUUUUGGUCAGUAUGUGAGGACUAUGGCAAUGGUUACAGCGGGAAAGUCAUUUUCGCACCAGGUCAAAACAUCUCAAAAUUCUGAUCAUACUUUGGUGACAAACGGCAUCUACGCGAAAAUUCGCCAUCCAAGCUAUUUUGGCUAUUUUUGGUGGGCCCUGGGCACUCAAAUCUGGCUUCUCAACCCCGUAUCUUUCAUCAUGUUCACUAUUGUGUUAUGGAAGUUCUUUAACGAACGAAUAAGGUUUGAAGAAAAGUAUCUAAUUGAUUUCUUUGGGAAGGAGUAUAUAGACUACUCCGAUAAGGUUGGUGUUGGUAUACCGUUUAUUGGUAUGAAGAACCGUUGA
This is a messenger RNA of Lachancea nothofagi CBS 11611, 798 nucleotides long. The record is from the annotation of a GenBank genome assembly. Lineage: Eukaryota; Fungi; Ascomycota; Saccharomycetes; Saccharomycetales; Saccharomycetaceae.